GUUGACCUCACGUGCACCUUCACCUUCCGCAACUCCAAGCAGACAUACACAGGAAUUCCCAUUAUAGUAGCAAACAUGGACACUGUGGGGACAUUUGAAAUGGCCGUGGUUAUGGCAAAACAUGCAAUGUUCACUGCAAUUCACAAGCAUUAUUCUCUGGAAGAAUGGAAACUGUUUGCUGCCAAUCACCCAGAAUGCCUUGAGCAUGUAGCAGCAAGCUCAGGUAGUGGAAAAGCUGAUUUGGACAAGUUAACAAGUAUUCUAGAGGCCAUUCCACCUAUCAGAUACAUCUGCCUGGAUGUGGCAAAUGGCUAUUCAGAGCACUUUGUGGAGUUUGUGAAGUCUGUCCGUGCCCUGUUCCCACAUCACACCAUUAUGGCAGGCAAUGUGGUGACAGGAGAGAUGGUAGAAGAACUUAUUCUUUCUGGAGCAGAUAUUAUUAAAGUGGGUAUUGGACCAG
Messenger RNA from Pterocles gutturalis (yellow-throated sandgrouse), 460 nucleotides. RefSeq names its product GMP reductase 1-like. The record is from RefSeq and is a predicted model, not a curated record. Lineage: Eukaryota; Metazoa; Chordata; Aves; Pterocliformes; Pteroclidae. Gene Ontology annotation, molecular function: catalytic activity. The annotation marks the transcript as partial. The transcript has 4 exons.